This is a messenger RNA of Lepus europaeus (European hare), 4441 nucleotides long. It is a transcript of the gene BRD2, whose product is annotated as bromodomain containing 2. The transcript has 13 exons. The record is from RefSeq and is a predicted model, not a curated record. Bases 1429 to 3837 code for a protein of 802 amino acids. Lineage: Eukaryota; Metazoa; Chordata; Mammalia; Lagomorpha; Leporidae. Gene Ontology annotation, cellular component: nucleus; chromatin. Gene Ontology annotation, biological process: regulation of DNA-templated transcription; chromatin remodeling.
GGGGCUGGGGGCUACGCCCCCUCCCCCAACACAGCUUCAGUUUCCGGGGGGGGUUGACACCCCGGAUUACAUUCUCCCCCCGUACCAAGCCGCGGGCAACAUUGGAGCCCCCCUGGAAGGUGCCAGGAUCCAGAAUCUCCUGCAGCGGCCUCACUGCCGAGAACAACAGCCCGACGGGCGUCCUGCCGCCACGCCCCUGGCCGCCCACGCCCACGCGACCCCUCCCGGCUCCCUGCGGUCUGGCCAAUGGUGGAGCUACGAAUGGCACGACCUGCUCAGGCCCGGCAGUCGCCACUCGCACCGAGCUUGGAAGACUGGAAAGACUGUUGGAGGGGGAGGCGGGGAGAGGGUGCUGGAGGCUCUGGGGAGAUGGCUUCUGCACCCCUUCCAGCCUCCCUCUUUCCCUGGAGUCGCCGAGCCGCAGCGCAGCCAAUUGGCUCGGGGAUAUGGCGGGCUGCCGCUUCCCUGUGGGUCUAUGCGGCACUCUUGCCUGGUGACUGACGCCUUGGAAAGGAGGUUUAUGACGUCAUUGCAUCGGCCGACCAAUGGAAAAGGCUCCCGCGGAGAAGCGUUCCACCCCUUUCGACUUGGCCUCUUCACGCGCGUGAGCGAGCGAGUGCGCGCGGAGGGGGUGGGGGAACUCUCGGGCAGGGUGGCGCGCAUGAGCGGCGAGGCUCCUCCCCCCCGCCUAUAUAUAAAGGGCUGGCGCGGAGCUCGGCGGCGCCAUUUCGCGCUGGAGUGGAGCAGCCUCUAGAACGAGCUGGAGGAUUCUGCCUACAGAAACAGAGCUUUCGAGUCGUCGGGGGCCGCCAUUACAAUCCACGUCCAUCCACUUGGAAAUGGCCUUCGGCUCGGCCUAUGACCGGUCCCAGCGGACAGUACAGACCCUAUAGAAGCCCCCGGAGCUCCCCUUUUUCGGGCCCCGCCCAAUCCUCGGAGUCUGUCCAUCCCCUCUACUCCGCCCUCAAGAGGAUUUCAAAGAUGGAGGCGGCGGCUCCCUAAACCACUUUUCGUGUUCAUCCGCCUCCAUCCGAGGUCGAAACGGGACUUCGUCCAUCCCGGACGAUCCCGACAGGAAGCGGGGACCCCUGCAAACCAGCAGCGGGCUGUAUUGUCGGCGGUGUCUGGGAUCGGGGCCGUCUUUGGGUUUGAAGAGCGCGUCCCCCGUUGCUCGCCCGCCUGAGCUGAGGCCGCCGCCAUUUUCUUGCUGUCUGCCGCCUGCGAAGCGCGCCAAGCUGCCGGGAGCUCUCCGAGAGGUAGCGGAGGAGACUGUGCGUGUGCCAGCUCGGCGGAGGGGUUAUCGCCUGGAGGGCCGACGGCAGCGGCCUCCCCCCCACUUCCCGGGUUAUGCCGGGCCGGGCGGUGAGGGGAACCGAGGCCACCCGGACUUUCUGCGGCUGAGGGCAGCGCCGGUUCCCCGCGGUCAAGAUGUUGCAAAACGUGACUCCCCACAACAAGCUCCCAGGGGAAGGGAAUGCAGGGUUACUGGGGCUGGGUCCAGAGGCAGCAGCACCAGGGAAAAGGAUUCGAAAGCCCUCCCUGUUGUAUGAGGGAUUUGAAAGCCCUACGAUGGCUUCAGUGCCGGCUUUGCAACUGACCCCUGCCAACCCACCACCCCCGGAGGUGUCUAAUCCCAAAAAGCCAGGACGAGUCACCAAUCAGCUUCAGUACCUGCACAAGGUGGUGAUGAAGGCUCUAUGGAAACAUCAGUUUGCCUGGCCAUUCCGGCAGCCUGUGGAUGCUGUCAAAUUGGGUCUUCCGGACUAUCACAAAAUUAUAAAACAGCCUAUGGACAUGGGUACUAUUAAGAGGAGACUUGAAAACAAUUACUAUUGGGCUGCCUCUGAGUGUAUGCAGGAUUUCAAUACUAUGUUCACCAACUGUUACAUUUACAACAAGCCCACUGAUGACAUUGUCUUGAUGGCACAAACACUGGAAAAGAUCUUCCUACAGAAAGUGGCGUCGAUGCCACAAGAAGAGCAAGAGCUCGUGGUGACCAUCCCUAAGAACAGCCACAAAAAGGGGGCCAAGCUGGCAGCACUCCAGGGCAGUAUUACCAGUGCCCAUCAGGUGCCUGCCGUCUCUUCUGUGUCCCACACAGCCCUGUAUACUCCACCGCCUGAGAUACCUACCACCGUCCUCAACAUUCCCCAUCCAUCAGUCAUCUCUUCUCCCCUCCUCAAGUCCCUGCACUCUGCUGGCCCUCCGCUCCUUGCUGUCUCCGCAGCUCCUCCAGCUCAGCCUCUUGCCAAGAAAAAAGGGGUUAAGCGGAAAGCAGAUACUACCACCCCUACACCUACAGCCAUCCUGGCUCCUGGUUCUCCAGCUAGCCCUCCUGGGGGUCUUGAACCUAAAGCAGCAAGGCUUCCCCCCAUGCGCAGAGAGAGUGGCCGCCCCAUCAAGCCCCCACGCAAAGAUUUGCCUGACUCACAGCAGCAACACCAGAGCUCUAAGAAAGGAAAGCUCUCCGAACAGUUAAAACAUUGCAAUGGCAUUUUGAAGGAGCUACUCUCUAAGAAGCAUGCUGCCUAUGCCUGGCCUUUCUAUAAACCCGUGGACGCUUCUGCUCUCGGCCUGCAUGACUACCAUGACAUCAUUAAGCACCCCAUGGACCUCAGCACUGUCAAGCGGAAGAUGGAGAAUCGUGACUACCGAGAUGCACAGGAGUUUGCUGCUGAUGUGCGGCUUAUGUUCUCCAACUGCUACAAGUACAAUCCUCCCGACCACGACGUUGUGGCCAUGGCCCGGAAGCUACAGGAUGUAUUUGAGUUCCGUUAUGCUAAGAUGCCAGAUGAACCACUGGAACCAGGGCCUUUACCAAUCUCAACUGCCUUGCCCCCUGGCCUGGCCAAAUCCUCUUCAGAAUCCUCCAGUGAGGAGAGUAGCAGUGAUAGCUCCUCUGAGGAAGAGGAGGAGGAUGAGGAGGAGGAGGAAGAAGAGGAGGAGAGUGAAAGCUCGGACUCAGAGGAAGAAAGGGCCCAUCGUCUGGCAGAACUACAGGAACAGCUGCGGGCAGUACAUGAACAGCUGGCUGCCCUAUCCCAGGGCCCAAUAUCUAAGCCCAAGCGGAAGAGAGAGAAAAAGGAGAAAAAGAAGAAACGGAAGGCAGAGAAACAUCGAGGUCGAACUGCAGUUGACGAAGAUGACAAGGGGACUCGGGCACCCCGCCCACCUCAGCCUAAGAAAUCCAAGAAAGCAAGUGGUGGUGGGGGUGCCGGUGCUGCUGCACUAGGGCCCCCUGGCUUUGGACCUUCGGGAGGAAGUGGCACCAAGCUCCCCAAAAAGAGCACAAAGACAGCUGCACCUGCCCUGCCCACGGGUUACGAUUCAGAGGAGGAAGAAGAGAGCAGACCCAUGAGUUACGAUGAGAAGCGGCAGUUGAGCCUGGACAUCAACAAGUUACCUGGGGAGAAACUCGGUCGAGUUGUACAUAUCAUCCAGGCCAGGGAACCCUCUUUACGUGACUCAAACCCAGAAGAGAUAGAGAUAGACUUUGAGACGCUCAAGCCCUCCACUCUGAGAGAGCUUGAGCGCUACGUCCUUUCAUGCCUGCGAAAGAAACCCCGGAAGCCCUACACCAUUAAGAAACCUGUGGGAAAGACAAAGGAAGAACUGGCUUUGGAGAAAAAGCGAGAACUAGAAAAGCGGUUACAAGAUGUCAGCGGGCAGCUAAAUUCUACCAAAAAACCCCCUAAGAAAGUGAGUGAGAAAACAGAGGCAUCUUCUGCACAGCAAGUGGCAGUGUCACGGCUCAGUGCUUCCAGCUCCAGCUCAGAUUCCAGCUCAUCCUCUUCAUCUUCCUCUUCUUCAGACACCAGUGAUUCAGACUCAGGCUAAGGGGCCAGGCCAGAUGGGGCAGGAAGGCUCCGCAGGACCGGACCCCUAACCCACCCUGCCCCGCCCCUUUCUUCUUGGUGUGACACUUCUUCAUCUCACCUUCCCUCCCCCCCUGUAGGAGAGCUGGCUCUGCAGGGGGGAGGGAUGCAGGGACGUUGCUGAAGGAGGAGCAUGGACAGCAUACUAUUGAAAUCCCAGCCCCAUUGGGAGCACAGAGCCGCCCCCCCCCCCCCCCAGCUCAGAAUUCCUGGGAUGGGGCAGGGAUGCAGGGUGGGAGUGGGCAACAGCCCUAUUUGGGAUUACCUAAGGCCAUGGCUACCCUGUUCACUUCUAAGGACCCUGUUGUGAGGUUGAUUGUUCUAAUUUAUUUUAAGCUAGGUAAGGCUGAGGGGGUUACGGCCAUGAUCCCCCUUAGCCUCCAUGGGGAGGGGAGAAGGGGGAGCGCUUUUUUUUACGUUGACUUUUUUUUUUUUUUUUCUACUGUUUUCCCUUUUUCCUUCCGCACCAUUUGGGGCCCUGGGAGUUUCAGUCAUCUCCCCAUUUGGUCCCCUGGACUUUCUUUGUCUGUUGAUUCUAACUUGUAAAUAAAGAAAAUAUUAUUCAA